This is a messenger RNA of Castor canadensis (American beaver), 1752 nucleotides long. RefSeq names its product polyamine oxidase (gene Paox). Gene Ontology annotation, molecular function: polyamine oxidase activity. NCBI's taxonomy places the organism in Eukaryota, Metazoa, Chordata, Mammalia, Rodentia, Castoridae. The record is from RefSeq and is a predicted model, not a curated record. Gene Ontology annotation, biological process: spermidine catabolic process.
GCAGUGCCAGACGCAGCGCAGCGCGCCAUGGCGUCAGGAGGCGGCCGCAUGGAGAUCCCUGGCGGCCCGCGGGUGCUGGUGGUGGGCGGUGGCAUCGCGGGGCUGGGCGCGGCGCAGAGGCUCUGCCGCCAUCCGGCCGCCCGGUAUCUACGGAUCCUGGAGGCCACGGCCCGCGCCGGGGGCCGCAUCCGCUCGGAGCGCAGCUUCGGUGGCGUGGUGGAGAUGGGCGCACACUGGAUCCAUGGGCCCUCCCAGGGCAACCCUGUCUUCCAACUGGCUGCUGAGUUUGGGCUCCUGGGGGAGAAGGAGUUGUCUGAGGAGAACCAGCUGGUGGAGACAGGGGGGCAUGUGGGCCUGCCCUCCUCGUCCUGCACCAGCUCUGGGAGAAGUGUGAGCCUGGAACUGGUGGCAGAGAUGGGCAGUCUGUUCUAUGGGCUGAUAGACCAGACCCGAGAGUUCCUGCAUGCGACUGAGACUCCGGUGCCCAGCGUUGGGGAGUACCUCAAGAAAGAGAUCAGCCAGCAGGUGGCCAGCUGGACAGAGGACGAGGAGACCAAGAAGCUCAAGUUGGCUGUCCUGAAUGCCUUCUUCAAUGUGGAGUGCUGUGUGAGCGGCACCCACAGCAUGGACCUGGUGGCCCUUGCACCCUUUGGGGAGUACACCGUGCUGCCAGGGCUGGACUGCACCUUCUCUGGGGGCUACCAAGGACUCACCGACCAAAUAAUGGCCUCCUUGCCCAAGGAUGUGAUGGUUUUUAAGAAGCCUGUGAAGACCAUCCACUGGAACGGGUCCUUCCAUGAGGCAGCGUUUCCUGGGGAGACCUUCCCUGUGUUGGUGGAGUGUGAGGAUGGGUCCCGCCUCCCAGCCCAUCAUGUCAUCGUCACUGUGCCCUUAGGCUUUCUUAAAGAACAUCAGGAGACCUUCUUUGAGCCACCACUGCCCACUGAGAAGGCAGAAGCAAUCAGGAAGAUGGGCUUUGGGACCAACAACAAAGUCUUCCUGGAGUUUGAGAAGCCCUUCUGGGAGCCAGACUGCCAGCUCAUCCAGGUUGUGUGGGAGGGCGCGUCACCUCUGCAGGACACGGCCCCUGCACUGCAGGACACCUGGUUCAAGAAGCUCAUUGGCUUUUUGGUCCUGCCUGCCUUCAAGUCUGUGCAUGUGCUCUGCGGGUUCAUUGCUGGGCUUGAGUCUGAGUUUAUGGAGACUCUAUCUGAUGAAGAAGUGCUUCUGUCUCUAACCCAGGUGCUCCGGAAAGUGACAGGAAACCCACAGCUGCCUGCACCCAAGAGUGUGCUGAGGUCUUGCUGGCACAGCGCCCCAUACACCCGUGGUUCCUACAGCUAUGUGGCGGUGGGCAGCACUGGUGCUGACAUAGACCUGCUGGCCCAGCCCCUCCCGCUGGACAGCACCAGCGCCCAGCUCCAGAUACUGUUUGCCGGAGAAGCCACACAUCGGACAUUUUACUCCACAACGCAUGGGGCCCUGCUGUCCGGCUGGAGGGAGGCUGACCGCCUCAUCAGUCACUGGGACCCACAGGCACAGCAGCCCCGGCCCAGGCUCUGAUCUCAACUCCUGCUGCUCUGCUCCUCCAUGGGGCAGACUGGGACUCUCCUGCCCCUGACAGAUGAUUCUCAGUCUGGCCUGAGAUUCGGGCUCUUACUCUGAGUCUUCUGUUUUGGGUAGCUGGUCAUCUUCUCAUUUCUCACAUCUGUCCCAGGAGUCUGGCUUGGGCUGAGUGUAAAGAUAAGAUAC